ACGGGGACAGAGUUAGCCGCCGCUGCUGCCGUCGCAAGACGGUGGCCCUGAGCGUCUGCUUCCUGACGUCGCCCCCGUGGUGCCGCAACAACCGGCCUCACCCUUUCGCGCUCUCUCCCCUUCGCCCAUAUUCCAUCGCCCGCUUUACGAAUCCUCGCUCAUGAAACCACCCGUCGGUCGCACGCUGUAUUGCUCGCGUACUUCUCAGCUGCUCACGCAGCGCACGCCGCGCGCUUCCUGCUUCCUUUUAACGGCGCGCAGUAGCAAGGUGUGCUUUCUGUUCCCUCAGUAAGCAAGUUUGCGUCCGUGCGUCUGCCCCCACGCCACAAGAAGACAGUCAUGGCGACGCCCAGGCCCGACAUCUUGAGGAAAUACCUCGAGCUCGAGCAGCCGGAUGAUGUGGUCUUCUGCACAUACGUGUAUAUCGACGGAACUCUGGAGAAUGUGCGUGCCAAGACCCGGACCUUCGACUUCGAGCCGAAAGCCCCGGAAGAUUGCCCUCGCUGGACGUUCUGCGCCCUGGGCACGUACCAGUGGGGGGACGCCGGUGCAAAGUCCGAGAUGUACCUGGAGCCCGUGGCCCUAUUCCGCGACCCGUUUCUCAAGGGAAGGAACAAGCUGGUGCUGUGCCAGGUGUUGCAGCACGACGGCACGCCGCAUGAGACCAACAAUCGCCACUCAUGCGCUGAGGUUAUGACGAAAGCUGCCAGCCAGGCACCUUGGUUUGGCAUCGAGCAAGAGUACGUGCUUCGAGAGAAGGAUGGUCGGGCGCUCGGCUGGCCCAAGGAUGGACACGUGAUUAGGCCGCUGGGACCCUUCUACAACGGCGUUGGAGCGGAGAACACCGUCGGAAGGCAAAUCUCGGAUGCCCACCUCAAAGCCUGCGCCUACGCCGGGGUCAAGAUCGGCGGCACCAAUUCCGAAGUCGUUCUGUCUCAGUGGGAGUACCAAGUGGGACCUCUGGAGGGCAUCGCGGCGGGCGAUCAUCUGUGGAUCUCGCGCUACAUCCUGGGGCGUGUGGCAGAAGAGUUUGACGUGGUCGUCUCGUUCGACCCGAAGCCCUUCGAGAGUGACGCUCUCUGCGGCUCUGGCGGACACAUAAAUUUCAGCACCAAGGACAUGCGCAAGCAAGGAGGCCUCGAACACAUCAAGGGUGCGCUGAAGAAGCUCGAAGCGAACGCCGACGAGCACCUGAGGAUCUACGACCCACGCAAGGGUGGCACCGCCAACCAACGACGCCUGAUGGCCGGAAUGCUGGCGACGCCCAACAAGAACUUCAUCACGGACACCUGCUCACGAGAGGCCAGCGUGCGCAUACCGCGCCUCGUGUGCGACGCCGGCCAAGGGUAUCUGGAGGACCGGAGGCCCGGUGCCAACGUCGAGCCAUACAGCGCCACAGCGGCCAUCGUCAAGACCGUGUGCCUCGCAGCCUAGAUGAUUGCUACAGACUGCUAGCUCGCCCUCGCUGCCUCCUGCAUAGCUUAUCUAUAGACCAUCCUAGUUUCAGCCUACUGGGCGCUGCCGUCCUAAAUAUGCGGUAUACUGUUAAAUGAAUCUUAUUCAAGAGAGCUUGCACUGUUAACGCUUUCGUGGCCACAGAGCGCCAAGUUAACGCGUUGGUUAGAAGUGAAAGGCGUCUUCGCGGAUCUUUUUGAUUGAAAAGGAGCUCUCGACCAUUCCCUGUAAAGUGCUACAGUAUGUUACAGCCAGACAUGGUGGUUCCCUCUUUACUUCCCACGAAAUCACCCACAAACGCAAAGAGAGCCAACUGUCGUGUUUUAUACCUAGAUUAAAAGAACGAGCCUAAAUUUGUGAAUGUAAUGACCAUGAUGACUCGAACUGCAGCAAUGUCGUUGCAUGACGCAGUUGCUUUCGUUUAGCCUUUGUCCGACCUCGCAGUUCAUGUAAACGUUGUCGCAUUGAGCGCGGACUCCGCCAUUAUAUCGCGAUCUAAAUGGGCCUGCGUGUCAAGACUGCAUGGAGGCCUCCCAUGCAAAGUCCAAAUGUCAAUGUAUGACGCUGAAUACGUGGCACUUCACAUGGCGACUACCCUUUACCUAAUAACCCUGACCUGGAGGCGAUAGCCGUCCGCCACUUCCUUGAAGUGACACAGAUGAACAUGUGCGGAUGAUUUUAUAAUUGUGUGUUCGGGUCACAAAGUAUGCUUGUGCCGAUAUUGUCUCAAUAAAACCUGAAACAAAUAGCGAUGCCAUAA
Molecule: messenger RNA, 2215 nt
Organism: Dermacentor silvarum
Lineage: Eukaryota; Metazoa; Arthropoda; Arachnida; Ixodida; Ixodidae
Product: glutamine synthetase-like
Exons: 6
Coding region: 340-1434 (364 amino acids)
Cellular component (GO): cytoplasm
Molecular function (GO): glutamine synthetase activity
Source: RefSeq, a predicted model, not a curated record